This is a messenger RNA of Closterium sp. Naga37s-1, 984 nucleotides long. The record is from the annotation of a GenBank genome assembly. Lineage: Eukaryota; Viridiplantae; Streptophyta; Zygnematophyceae; Desmidiales; Closteriaceae.
AUGGAGGACGUUCAGUUCGAAGUGCCGGUCGCGCUCAAGGCGCUGGAGCUCCGCCUGGUCUCCGCCGCAGCAGUCGGCCCGCCCCUCUCCGCCUUCCCCUCGCUCCUCUCCCUCACGCUCUACCGCCUAGACGGCCUUCCAGCGCAGAUCUCCUCCGUUUCCCUCUGCUCCUCCCUCACCUCUCUCUCCCUCUGGCACCUCACCGAUUCUCUCCUCUCCUCCCUCUCCUCCUCCUCCUCCUCCUCUCUCCCCGCCCUCCAGUCCUUCACCCUCACAUCAGCAUCAGUCAGAACUUCCCUCGCAUCCCUCGGUGCUUUCCCCCUCCUCUCCUCCCUCGCUCUCUGCUCAUGCUCGCAAAUCGGUCCCCCUGAAAUGCACUCUCUUUCGCGCUCCCUCCACACACUCACCCACCUGACCAUACAAGACUGCCCCAUGAUUCCCUCCUAUGCGGUGGCCGCUCUGACCGCUGCUAAUUCAUCCCUCACGUCUCUUUCCCUACGGGGCAGCUUGCGUCUCUUCAUGCCUGGGGGGGUUGAGAUGGCGCUAAAACCCGUCGCUGGCGCUUUAGAAACGCUGACGCUUAGCGGCGUGCCGGUGCUGAGUGGGGGCAUGCUUGAGGGGUGCACGCAACUGAAGGCGCUGCGGUUGGAAUAUGGAAAAGGGCUAUUGAGACGGCUCUCGCUGCACGCGUGCUCGGGGCUCGAAGAAAGUGAUUUCCAUGCGAUCUUGCAGUCCUCUCCUCGUUUGGAGCAUCUCCUUGUGGACUACAACGACGCGUUCUCCGACCGGGUGAUUUCGGAGAGUAGAUUGAAAAAGCUCACGCGUUUCAGUGUGGUAGCAUGUCCCAAGGUGACUGCGGAGAGCAUCGGGGGCAUUUUUGGGAGCUUUCCGAAGUUACGGUGGCUGAAGGUGGAGAAGGGGAAAGUGACAGAGAGAGCUAGAAGGGUGUUCCUGAGGGCUGGUGUGAUUAUACGAGGAGUGUAA